This is a messenger RNA of Syngnathoides biaculeatus (alligator pipefish), 924 nucleotides long. It is a transcript of the gene cnpy1, whose product is annotated as canopy FGF signaling regulator 1. Lineage: Eukaryota; Metazoa; Chordata; Actinopteri; Syngnathiformes; Syngnathidae. The transcript is spliced from 5 exons. Gene Ontology annotation, cellular component: endoplasmic reticulum. Bases 180 to 818 code for a protein of 212 amino acids. The record is from RefSeq and is a predicted model, not a curated record.
AAGGAGUACUUCAUGAGUUGUUAGUCGGUUUUAGUAUGGUCCUCUGGCCUGGUUAAACACUAUGGUCACGGUAGUAAAUUGCGGCGAUGAAUCGUACAAUUCCAUUGUUUCGCUCCCAAUGGAGUCGACUUUAAUUCGGCAUCAAUAGUGUGACGAUGCAAUAGUCGUGGUCGGAGUAUAUGUACUUGAAUGUAUUUCCUGGGGUUCUUGGCCAUUGUUUUUACCAUUUGACUCUGCCUUCCUCUCUAGGUGAACCUUACGCGAUGGACCCAUGGAUUAUUCGAACGACAGUUAUUAUGUUAUUCAUCUGCUGCUGCCAGCCAAAGAGGGACCGGACGCUAUUCUGUUCUGCUUGCCAUGCAAUUAUAGAUGAAUUGACUCACUCAAUCGACCAGGUGGACCCAAAGCAAACCAUUAAUAUUGGCAGCUUUAGACUCAAUCCUGAUGGAAGCAUGAAAGACAAAAAGGUACCUCUGGCUCGUUCUGAGACUCACCUCAGUGAGCUCUUGGAUGGAGUUUGUCAUUCCAUGAGUGACUAUGCCCUCUACGUGGACCCCGACACCCAGAAAAAACAGUACAUGAGAUUUGUGCCUAGGAGCAGUGGCUCCACUGGAGACUUCCCCGAUCUUGAAAAUUUCCAGUUCGAUGGACCUGAAGUUCCCAGUGGCCUAAAAUUCACAUGUGAAACUAUCGUAGAAGAGCUCGAGGAUGAUAUCAUCGCUCUUUUCAGCCAGAACUCACAGGACGCGCACAAUGAGUUAUGCAACAAUGUCUCAGACUACUGUAAAGACACCAGUAACACAGAUAAGGAGUUAUGAUUUUUUAAAAUGGUGUGGUGUGACCAACUACAAUUCAAUGAAUUGAGAAAUUGGGUUUAUUUCACAAAAUGGACUUCUGAAAAAUAAAAACUAUUUUGUGAACAUU